ACGAAGCUGGCUGGAAGGAUGCUUCUGGCCGUCGGGUUCCUCUUGUGGGCGGCCUUUGCGACGGCCACGGCGCACAACACGUUCGUGUGCCUACCAAAGCCGGUCAAGUUCGACACGUGCACCAGCAUCCGUCUGCUGAGUCCGUGCCAGACGGACCAGGACUGCGACACGCGUGUCUGCUGCAAGGACUGGUGCGGCAACUAUUGCGCCUUCAAGCAGCGCAGCUUCGCCGUGGCCAAGCCUCCGCCCCCCGACGUCGACGAAGACCCGUCCACGGCCGUGCCGGCUCGUCGCAGAGAAGAGGAGCGCCGCAACAACGCGCGCAGGCGCUACAAGAACCGUGGGGGCCGGCGUCGCCGUCGCAUGGACGCUGCGGACUCCGACAUCCCGGUGAUGCAUGGACCCGGUAUGGACGAUGAACCGGGAGGCCAGCCUGAGCACGAGUACUUCGACGACAGUCCCAGCGGCGCCACGUCGUCAGAUGUGCCACAGACGCACUGGGAGCAAGGGACCGAGGACGCAGCUAGGCCUAACCCGUCCGCUUCCGUGUUGGCCAUGGCGACGACCGGGAAACCGGCACCAAGUGGUUCGUCCAGUUGCUACUGA
Molecule: messenger RNA, 606 nt
Organism: Rhipicephalus sanguineus (brown dog tick)
Lineage: Eukaryota; Metazoa; Arthropoda; Arachnida; Ixodida; Ixodidae
Exons: 4
Coding region: 19-606 (195 amino acids)
Source: RefSeq, a predicted model, not a curated record